AUGCCGUUUGAAUUGGAGCUGAUCAUUACAUUCGAGCGCUGGAUACACGAUGAGAUCAUGUGCAAUGUAUGGAUGACAACAUACUUAAUUGCUGUACCCACGUCCAUUCUAGGCUUGUUGGCUUUGACAGUUUAUCGAUACCGACUCCUACAAGAACCUUCGGACAUCUACAAGGCAUCGCCGCUGAUUACUCGCAGGCGCGCCUCUAUAGUCGUUUAUUGUUUAUGGGCAUACUCCAUGCUCUUUUCACUCGUCCCAGUCUUCGGCUGGAAUACGCUUCCAGGUAGAGUUUAUAAUGAAUACUGUUAUUUCAACUUCUCUUCAACUUAUUCAGUCUUAAGUUCGAUUAUAAAUUUUGUGGCACCAGUUGUAAUCGCUUCCUUUCUGAACUGCAAAAUGUUCUGCGUCGCAAUCAAGCGGGCGCAUCCUCCAAAAACUGGCCGCCGAAAUGGAAAAACUAAACAAAACCCAGCAAGCCAAAACCCAGUCCAAAACAGCCCCAAUUCACCUACCUCAGAACAACGACCUGUCGAAUCUAUGCGAUCGCGACAUGAAGCCAUCCUCAUCAGUAAAUUACAACAACGGAACAUUCGCGCAGCCAAGACAACGUUUCUGAUCGUUUUCUCGUUCGUGGUCUAUUGGCUGCCUUUCUCAUUUCUGAGCAUCACUUACAAUCUGUGUUGGAAGUGUGCCAUCGAUAUCGCAAAGUAUCCUAAAUUGAACACCUUCUUUCUUAUGUUGGGUUUUCUUAACUCAGCCAUUAACCCUGUUUUGUACAGCUUUCGGAGUUCUGAAUUUAAGAAGGCAGUCAAAGAUUUCAUUAGAAGAAGGCGCCCCUUUCAAGGUGUGCAAACCCGAACAGAGAACGCUCGCGCUAUGGAAAGGCGUGCAGCAACUCUGUAG
This is a messenger RNA of Pocillopora verrucosa, 903 nucleotides long. The record is from RefSeq and is a predicted model, not a curated record. NCBI's taxonomy places the organism in Eukaryota, Metazoa, Cnidaria, Anthozoa, Scleractinia, Pocilloporidae.